Octopus sinensis (East Asian common octopus) is the source of this 11379-nucleotide messenger RNA. RefSeq lists its product as uncharacterized. The record is from RefSeq and is a predicted model, not a curated record. The transcript has 20 exons. Gene Ontology annotation, molecular function: phosphatidylinositol binding; GTPase activator activity; protein binding. Bases 1519 to 9222 code for a protein of 2567 amino acids. Gene Ontology annotation, biological process: small GTPase-mediated signal transduction. Lineage: Eukaryota; Metazoa; Mollusca; Cephalopoda; Octopoda; Octopodidae.
AUCAUCUCUUACUGUUCAAUUCUUUCUGAAAAAUUCUGUUGUUGAAGAUUUUUCAAAUUUUGGAUUGGAUAUCCAGUUCACCUCCCAAUUGAUAAGAACUCUCAGCUAUCACUUGUCACUGGAACUUUUUAGAUUUUGGAAUUUGGUAACCGCUCGUUACUGGAAGCCGAAUAUUCCUGGAUUAGUUGCCGUUUGUUAGGACACUUUCGGUGAUCCCUGGAUUAGUUUACCAAAGUAUUCGGAUUACUUGCGACUGGCAGUUUUACAUCAUUUUACAUCAGUCGUCAUAUUAAGCCAGUGAAAGUGGAUUCUUGGAUUCUUGCUGCCUUAUUACCAAAUGCUGUGUGUCCAUGGAUUAGUCACCAGUUGUUAGCAGAAGCUGUCUAUUCCUGGAUUUAUUACCACUUGUUACCAUGGUACUGUGAUAAACAUGGAAGUAAAAUGAAUCUUUGUCUAGGAGUUCCAACUAUAUACAGCUGUCACACACACACACACACACACACUCUUUCUUUCUUUCUCUUUGUUUCUUUCUCUCCCCAUUUUCCUCCAGUCAUCUUUCCUUCACAUUUCCCUCCCAAAACUAGCUGGGAGGAAACUGAAGCCUGAAGCCAUGAGGACCUUUGUAUAUGAUUGUGGGUGGGUAUUCUUUCUUCUUGUCUUUCAUUCCUGACCCCCAGAAACCAGGGUCAUCAUUAAGUCUCCAGCUCCCAUCCAUUUAUCACCUUGAUAUCCCUUUUAAUAUCAGAAUCCUCAUCUUGGUGGCUCUGAAAUAUUAUCCCAAGCAUCUUAUUGACAUCCAAGAAUCCAGUCAGUGGCUGGCCAACAACAACAACAACGACAACAACAAUGCUUGCUAAUUCCGGCACAAGGCCAGCAAUUUUAAAAGAAGUGGAAUUAGUUGCCUACAGCAACCCCAGUACUUGACUGGUGUUUUAUUUUAUCGAACCCCAAGAGUCAUGAAAUGCAAACUUGACACUGAUGUGAUUUGAACACAGAACAUUAGGAAUUAGUACAAAUAUUGUAGGGUAUUUUGUCCAAUUCUCUUAAUCAUUCUUACAAUCCACUGCUCUUUCAUAAUAAUAAUAAUAAUAUUAAUAAUAAAAAAAUAACAACUGUUUUUCACUUUGACACUGAGCUAUACAUAUUUAAAGAAGAGUAUUAUGAUUGACUAAAUGUACCCUGGUACUUAACUUAUUUCAUUAAUCUCUUGAAGGGUGAAAGAAGGAAAAGUAGGCCCUCUCCUCUUUGUAGGGUUGUCACCUAGAAUGCAAAGUGGUCAGAGCGAAUACCACAAGGAUUUUAGUCCCUAUAAUCUUUUACUUAAUUGAACUGCAUAUACUCUGCAUAGAUUCCACCCCUAUCCCACUGGCUCUACCCUCACUCUGACUUAACCGACACUUUCUGUAAGCUAUGGGUGUGAACCUACCCAUAGACGCCAACAGAACCUGACAACAGCAAAAGAAGAAUUUCAAUGAAAGCCGCAAAUGUUGUGUUUGUUGUGUUAACUUAUCAUUGUUGAUGUGGUUGUGUUGUCGACAGCAAGGGUUCUGCUGGUGGAGUGGUGCACCUCAUGCACCGACCACCACCGUUGCACUCACUGCAAAUGACCAGCUGCAAGUUUCCAGGAAUCAUGGGAUUGUACCAAUAUUUGACCGAAGUGAGAGUCUUGAAGGGAAACGGAUCGGAAGCAAUAUGAAAAUUCAACACACUAGUCUCUCUGAUGGUUCGACCCGGUUUCCCAAGCUAGAAGAGUGUGCCCACUUCCAUUAUGACUUUGUUGAACUCGGUCAACUGCAGCUGCAGUUAUGCGAAGAAGACCAGGAAAAUUACCAUCAUCGAGGGAACGAGGAAGGAGAGCUGCAGUUUAUGUUGCGGGUUAUGUCAAAGGACAAAACCUGGAACAUCCGACGCAGCUAUGACAACUUUCGCAUGCUUGAUAAACAGCUACACAAAUGCAUCUUUGACCGACGCUUCAGCCAUCUGCCAGAACUUGGCAGUCAGAGUGAUAUUUCGAAUAUCACAGAAACAGAGAUGCAAGAACUGCUGCAGAAAUAUCUGAAACGGUUCUCAUCCAUUGCUGGAAGUAUGAUCUACUGCGGCUCCAUACUCAACUGGCUCGAGAUGGACAAUCGCGGAAAUCGUCUGCUUGCUGUGGAUGAUUCUGGAAUCAACACACCUGCUAUUGCUGCUGCACACGCAAUUCGUCGUUACAAUGCACAGGCUGCAGAUGAAAUUUCACUAGAGGUUGGGGAUAUUGUAUCUGUGAUAGACAAACCACCCCCCGAGGACACCAUUUGGUGGAGGGGAAAACGUGGCUUUGAGGUUGGUUUUUUCCCCAGUGAAUGUGUUGAGGUGAUCCGGGAUAAAGUUCCACAGUCUAUGGCUUCCAGAAUACCACCACCAAUUAGGAAACCUUCAUCCGGGCCGGUGAAACGGGGCAACACAUGGAACGAAGGGGCAGCAGGCUCAAUGACAACAGCUUCAACCACAGCCACGAGCAGCUCAACUAACACAGUCCUACGCAAACACAGCAACUUCAUCAGCUUCCUACAACGUUUCUUCUUCACUCGACCAGCCCGGAACCAACUGAAACGUUCUGGCAUUGUGAAAGAGCGAGUGUUCGGCUGUGAUCUCGGCGAACAUCUACUCAACUCAGGCCAUGAUGUUCCGUUGGUUUUGAAGUGUUGUGCUGAAGUGAUUGAGAAACAAGGGAUUAUUGAUGGCAUCUAUCGCUUAUCUGGGAUUAAUUCAAACAUUCAAAAACUCAGAUUAGCAUUUGAUGAGGAUCGGAUGCCAACCCUAACCGACGAAACCUACCUACAGGACAUCCACAGCAUCAGCUCCCUUCUUAAGAUGUAUUUUCGAGAACUUCCAAAUCCCUUACUCACAUACCAACUCUAUGAUAAAUUUGCUAAAGCUGUUCAGGCAGAAGACAAACUCCAUUUGAUCCAUGAUGUUGUUCAGCAGUUACCCCCACCGCAUUACAGAACGACUGAAUACCUCAUCCGACAUCUGGCUCGAGUUGCAGCUUUUGGCACUGAGACAGGAAUGCAUUCCAAAAAUCUGGCCAUUGUCUGGGCACCGAAUCUCCUCAGAUCUAAAGAACUUGAACUUGGUGGCGGUGUAGCAGCACUCCAGGGCGUCAGCAUUCAAGCUGUAGUCACAGAAUUCCUUAUAUGUUAUGCUGACUUAAUCUUUAGUGAUAAGAUGCCCUCCUACUCGUCACCGGAACUCAGACAAUCCCAGAAGAAGCCCCGCCCAAAAUCACUUGCAAUAUCCACGCCAACCCGGUUACUCACUCUGGAGGAAGCUCGUGAACGAGUACUUUCGUCUCACAACGUUCCCAGUCAGAAAUAUAUUGAUGUUGGUGGUGGACCGGAGAAGUUACCACCGAAAUACCACACAGUUCUAGACUUGCCAGGAUACAAGAAGAAGUCUCGAGAUGCUAGCAGUAUGACUACCCUCAAUAAACCAAAGAAGUCUCCAGUCAGUGGGUGGAAGUCAUUCUUCAGCAAAUCUCGGACAAGCAGUGUCAAACAGAAAGUCCGCAAAUCUAGUCUGCAAGGUUCAUUGUAUGACACCGAUGGUGUUAGCAGUGUUUGUCCAAGCAAGGCCAUCACUGAGGAAGAUGUACACAAUUGGAAAAAGAGACGGUUACGUUGUGCCAAAAGUGCUGAGUCAUUGUUAUCAUUAUCUAGUCAUAAGAACAGUGUUAGCAGUUCAAGCAGUAACCCACGUGGCUUCACUGACCCCGGCAUGGUGGUCAACUUGUACACAGGUGAAGACCGCAAUCGUAUUUGGCAACACAAACGUUCGCUGUCCUCUGAUGCUACAACUGGACUCCGUCAUCACGACUUGCUACCUUUUUAUAGUUGUUCUCACAAAGAAGCGACAGCUUCUGCCGUUGAUUUUAGGACAUUACCCCAGCAUGAUGCCAGCAAUGAGGACUCUGGCUCUUCAUCCAGCAAUGAUUCUGAUGCUGAGAAGGAUCCAUUACAAAUACGAGAUAUUCAUGGGGCCGUGCACCAGUCUUUUAUUCGUGGAGAUUCGACACGACGGGCCGUCACUUACCGCAAGACGUCAUCAGCUCCGUCAACUCCUCAACAACAAACCAGACAGAUUAUAUCAGAGAAAAGCAAAACUCAGGAAGAACUUGGAAAUGAAAGCGACGACUCUGAUAAUAGCAUGGAUGACUUUUAUGAAGACAAUCAAGAUCUUUAUCAAAUGAAACUUGUAAAAUCGGCUGAAUUUUCUCAGCCGCUUGAUUUGGACAAUUUUCAGCUGAUGUCUAAAUCUGAUGGCUUUCUUGUUGCAUCUUCUGCAGCAGACAAUGAUACUCGCAGGAAUCUCACUGAUCAAGGCACGAACAAAAAUCUAAUAGCGCCUUCUUUUAUUCAAUGGAAAGAUGGUCCAGCUGAGACAUUACCGAAUAUUGGCCAUGGUUUGAAUCCUGGCCAACGACAGGCUUAUUACUCUCGGUUCCAUGAUUAUGCAGAAAUUGAUGAAAGUCAGAUCUCAGCACCAGAUAGUGUGGUACAAAGAACAACCAAAAAGAGUUCCUUGAAGAAAAAAGAAAAGGAACUUGAGCUUAAAGCUGGCACCAUGUCUAAGAAAGAUGAUCGUGUUGAUGAAGUGUCUACUUCUAAGCAUUCAGCUCCAGAGAGCACCACUCAACUACGAUCGGAUUUACUUUCGGCAAUAGCUAAACUCGAAGACAGCAUCUCACCAAUAAGUUACAUGCAGAAAGAUAUGUGUAAAUGCCUGAGUGUACCAUCAGAUAUUGGUAAAUCUUUAGAAAACGUCAAUUUUGGUAGCCAAUCGGAUUUGAUGUCUGGGGUUAGCAUCAGUGAACUCUCUCAAUCUGUGGACAGUAUCUCAGUUAAUGAUAGCACGGACUUCAAUUUGAGUUGUACUUUUGCUGCAAAUCCUUCUCUUUGUACAGAUUCCGCUACUGCAAUAGACCUCUGCAAACAAAUCAACAAAGCUUUCACUAAUUCAUUGAAAACCACACGAGAAUCUCCAGAAAAGGGCACCCGAAAAUCCACCUCGGACAUUCCUAAUUUAGUAGAAGGAGAGAAAGAGCCAUCAAAAAUGGUAAGAUUCAAGCAAGGCAGUAAUUCUUUAGAUGAACGUAGUUGCAUUGAAACUAAGGGCAAAGCUGACCAAACCAGCUCAAAUAAGAACACGGAUCAAGUGGGUCAUGUCGGUCAGCUGAGUUCAUCUGUCAGCGAUAACUGUGUAAGGAGGGAAAAGAAAUCUAAUGUGGAACCCACCAAACGUUACUCACACCAUAUUUUGGAACAUCCGAAACCAGAAAGUGUCAACCCCUUGUUUAUUGUUGAAAGUCCCCCUAGUCUAGAGAGCCUGAACAGCUUCACCCAAAUGUUAAGGUUCUAUGACCCUGAAGAAGUGAAACAUAUGAUGGCAGAAUCUUCUGACUACUGGUCACGGCAUACACAGGCAACUGAAAAUAAUCAGACAGCUUCUAGUCCAACUUCGAAUAUACUGCCACUUGCACACAUUGAAGAAGGUAAUCAAUUAUCGCCUCUUGAAAGCAACACAAUGAUGGGGGAAUCGAAGGAACACUCACCACUCAGCAGUCCAAGUACGAUCUGCAAAAGUCCAGUUGAAGGACGCUCUAAAGAUCUAGAUUUAUCCGACGACAAUGAUAAAGACGACAGCUUGAAGGAAAGUAACUCUUCGUUGCAGAAAACUUUUGAUGGAAAUUCCUUUGAAGAUUUUUCUAAUGAAACUUUGAAGCAGCUUGAAGACACCAUGGAAAGUGACAUCAUGGUCCGAUCUUUACCUCCAGAAUCGUCCCUCACCGAUUCUUUACUCAAACCUAAGACAUCCCAGUCCAUUCCUGGAUCGUUCAAAGAUAAAACACAAAGUGAAAUCAAUGUUAGUCGUUCUUCACGGAAACUUUCAUCAGACAUUAGCAAAGAUCAACCAGAUUCCGCAUCUGAUUCAGCUUACACAUCUGAGACACCAUCAGUGAAGAGAUGGGAAAGCAUGGAAGUGAACCCCUCUCUGGAUUCUGUUCUAGUCCUGUCUCCAAGGCCUGUUAUCACAGUACCACGUCCUGACUCAGAGUCAUCUGUUCCUAACGUUGACUCUAAUCAAAAUAGCUGUGAUCAAUUGUCUGUUAAGGACUCUAGUGAGACUCUUAUUUCAUCACCACACUCCCCUCUAAGUAUGAAGAAUAUAUAUGGAAAUAAUCGUCCUCCACAGUCUUCUGUUGCUGAUUUAGACAGUAUCAUGAAUAUGUCAAAAGAAGAGCUGGAAAAUGCUGAAAAGAUUAUAUUAGCAGGAGACAAUGUUGGUGCCGGUCACCAGAUUCCUUUAGCUAGUCCUGAAGUGUCAGGAAUAAGUGACCAAUCUGAACAAGAUCAAUCAAGUGAAGAGAAAAGCUUAAAUUCUCAAACUGAUUCACAUCGACAUGGUAAUAGCAAAGAGACUUCAAAAGGAUUUGGUGCCUUGAAAAAAUCAUCAACAAUUCCAGCGCUGGGACAGCCACAGAAAGAAGCUACGACAGACAACAAAAUGCAUGAGAGCAACAAGCCAUUAAGUCAACCAACAUCUCCUGUUAAAAGUCCUAGCCACAAAGAGGGAAUAGAAAAACUUCGUCGUUCAUUCAUUGCUGAUCGGAAGGAGUUUGUCAGUCAAAAUUCCAAAUCCCCUCCAAGUGAAAAUGAGGAAUCUGAAAUUGAUUUAGGUUCUAAAGAUACGAAUGUUUCCAGAAAAGACCCUGUGUGUAAAGGGGUCCAUAAAGAAACAGUGAAACCAGAGAAUAAGAAAGUUCCUGAAGCAAAUAAAUCAAAAGACAACAAGACUGUCAGUAAAGAAACGGCAAAAUCAGGGGACAACAAGACCUCUGGUAAAGAUACGGCAAAAUCGGGAGACAAUAAGACCGUUGGUAAAGAUACGUCGAAAUCUGGAGACAGCAAGAAUGUUGGUAAAGAUACAUCGAAAUCAGGAGAGACUAAAAUUACUGGUACGGCCAAGUCAGGAGAUAGUAAAGCUGUUGGUAAAGACACGGCCAAAGCAAAGGAUAAGAAAAUGUCUGAAGUAUCUAAAUCUGGAGAUAGUAAAAACGUUGGUAAAGAUACGACCAAGUCAGGAGAUACUAAAGCUGUCAGCAAAGAGACAACGAAGGCAGGAGACGGUAAAACUGUUGGUAAAGAGGCAACCAAGUCAAGUAAAAGAGAAACUAACCAGAAACCAUCAAGCGAUCCCAAGAAAACUGUGUCUGGUGGUCAGAAAGAGGAGAAAAGCCAUUCCACCGGAAGUAGUGAGUCACAAUCUUCUAGUAAUCGGCUCUGUCAGAUUUCACCCCCUGAAGAAGAGGUCCUUAUUCAGAUCCGUCCCACACUGAAAAGAUCCUCUUCACCAAGGAGAAGGCUGAUUGAGAAGAUGAAAAAAGGCACUGAAACUCACGAGAAGCGACCAAGCGUGACCGAAGAAACGAUUUCAGCUUCAAACGUGGCCACAGCUGCUUGUGGGAAAAGCUGCAGGCCACAACAAAACACACCACCAAAACAGAUUCCACAAUCGACUGCAGGUUCGAACCUUACAUGUGAUGAUGAUGAUGAUGAUGAUGAUGAUGAAGAUAAAGACGAUGGGACAGACUUUUCCAAAGCUCGCUCUCUCGACAGUUUGCUGUCCGAUUUAAAAACCAGACCAAAAUCAGAGAGCAAGAACCAGAGAAAUGAUGCAUUUCGGUGUAAUAUGACCUCCAGCAGCUCCGAUGUUCUUCGAGGUCAGAGCAAGAGUUCAAUGGGGACGGCGACAUCGUCUGACCUUGAAGUGAUUCAUGACCCUGAAAUGACCGACAGUGUAUUUGUAGAAAACUGCGCUGUCGAUGUGCGAGGACGUAAAGAGUCAAGAGCAGGUAAAAAAUGUGCAACAAAUAUUGCAAAAAACGUCGUUGAUGGCAGCAGUAACAGGUCGUCGUUGGAUGAAUCUGUUCUGCAGGUUGCUGCUGAAAGACAUACUGCAUUUGAGGCUGCUAAAGAUGGCUGCAGCAUACAACAAUACAACACUGCAUCUCUGAAAUACCCGAAAGCCAAGAAACUACAGAACUUAAAAGAAUUCUUUGAACACGAAGAGUUGAAGAACAGACCAAACUACAAUCGAUCUGCUAGUAGCCCUUCGAACCCAAACUCACCCACUUGUCCACGGUACCAAAGACAAUACAGAGAAAGUGGUAAAAAAAGGGAAUCCAGCCGGAAAGACUCAAUGUCCCCUUCGCGGUCUCGUGAACGGGAAGCCACAAAGUCCACCACUAAAUCCAAAACAGAUACCAACAGCCAGGGACGCAGCCCAACCCCUAGUGCCCACAGUCCGACCCCUAGUGCUCAUAGUCCUACCCCUAGCAGUCGAAGCACAACCCCAAGUGGCCGAAGCCCGACUCCGAGCGGUCGAAGCCCAACACCCAGUGGCCGCAAGCCAGCUGCUUUAGAGAAAUGGCAGCGUGCUGAAUCGCACGAACGUGAUGGCAAGCAGACGUGGGAGAUGGGCGUCGACUAUGUGCUUUGUAAAUCACCAAAAUCUAAAUCAGAAUCUUCAGGUCACUCCACUCCAAAAGGCACUGCUUAUCGCAUGCGUACUGGGAGUGAAUCUUCAGCAAGUGAUGUAGAUGUAAAGAGUCCUCCCCCGCAACGUGCUAAAGACAGGCAACGCAAAGCUGUACGCAAUGUGGAACAAAGUAAGAGUGAUACAAGCGAUUCUGAAUCGAAACAUUCUUUCUCUGAAAUGGAAUGUAUCGGGGAGGAACAAGUUCCUCGACGAAAGCGCAAAGAUAGCAUUAAGGAACUGCGAAACUAUUUUGAGGGCAAACAGGCUGCAGGAACUGAACCGAUCAACAUUGGUGGUGGGAAUAAUAACAACAUUAACUCUUCAGUUUUUACAUCGAGCUGCUCUGAACUGAGCAGCCAUAGUGUGAGUGCUGAGAAAAUAGACCCAAUGGCUUAUAUGAGUAAAUCAUUAACUUGUGAAUCAACAACGGUUGUCCCACGGAGGGCAGCAAGAUCUAGGGUCAAGAGUCUGUCUCCUGUGUGUGGACAAAGUGAUUUAAAAUCAGACGAUGAAUUAUCACAUAAAGGAAGUAGUCGUUUUAGUCUAGACUUUAGUGGUUAUACCACUCGACCACACGUCGAGGGCAUUGUUCGACCACAGCCAGUAAGGCUUGGUCCUAAACCAUUCUAUGGGGCCAAAACCUGACUGCUCUUAGCUUGCUAACUGUGAUAUCUCACUGCAUUUCCAUGUUGCAUUUGCUAUUUGCCGACAUCAACAUAAAUAGGAGACCAUGCAAAGAACUGAGCUGAGAGGAAUUGCAAAAUGUCAUUCUUUUGCAGUUGAGUUAACAUAUACACACAUACAUCAUAUAUACAUGUGUGUACAUAUAUAUAUAUAUGUGUGUGUAUAUGUAUGUGUGUGCAAAUAUUUGUAUAUAAACACAGACUCACAUACAUAUGCGUAUAUAUAUGUAAUAUAUAUGAUUGAUUUUUACAAGACUCUAACCCCUUUAUUUCAGGUGUUAAGUAAACCUAACAACACUGAUGUUUAUUUCUUAAAUUGUUGUUUAUUGAAGAAAUCAGUUUUAUUAUUGAACUCUCGACGAUUCCAAAUUGGAGUCGAUCCAUUUUUACCAUUGUUAAGUCAACCAAAUUGUAUGUUGUUGUAAACUUGAUGCGAAGCAUUGGUUCAGGCCAUUGCAAGUGUUGAUAAACUGGUAACAGCCAACCUGAAUAGAUGAUCAUUCUCACCUUUCAGCAAAUCUUAAUCUCUCUCAUAUGACCAUUUCUGUUAAGACUUUUUUUCCCCUCCACAUUCUUCAAUAGCAUUCCCAGCCAUCGAGUAUUGGCUGUACACUGCUCAUAACCCAGUACAGAGUCGCUAUUACAGCUAAAACUGACUGUCUCUAACUUAACUUUUAGCACAACUCCAGGAAUAGAAGCACUUUCUUUUAAUUUAUUAUCAUGAUUAUUAUUUUUAUUAUUAUUAUUAUUAUUAUUAUUAACUUCAUCUUUCUCUCUCUGUAUGAAGAGGUUCGCAAUUUAAAGUGGUUAUCUAAAUAGUUCUUGAUAGUUUACCAUAUAUGGGUAGACAAGAGAGACCAGUUGAACUAUGGCGUCACCUCGGUGAGAUUAUGGCACGUUUUAGCGAAGAUUCUUCCAGAAUUAUAUUGAGCAAAUGAUAUAAAAGUCCCACCCCGUCCCUGAGACCAUGCAAUACCCUGACUGCCCAUUUAUGUUGCAUCAUUCAUAACAGUGAAAUGUCUUCCAGAAAUGUCAUGUGUUGCCAUUUGUCCUUUACUGACCUCUGGUCAGUUUACACACACUUUGUCCAAUUGUUAUUGUUUAAACAACCAUUGGUCAACUUGCAAACACUAUUCUACCCUUUUCCUGUUAUAAUGUUGUUUAAUGCCCAUUGGCCACUAUUGGUCGGCGAGCGUUGUUGUGUCCUAAUCACCAUUGGUCAGUCAUGUGGAGAAAACCAUUUGCAGCAAUAAACUAUUUAUUUCUCGCUAAAUCAUCUCUACCUCCAUCCUUCAAUACUUCACACUUGUUGAAAACACUUCGGUUCCACAUCUUCAAAUUUAAUUUUUUGAAAAAAUUUGUUUUUUAAACAUGCUUAAAUAGAUGUAACAUGUGUAUGAGUACGUGUAUGCGUGUGUGUGUGUGUAUGUGAGACCACGGUGUAAAUUCAAGAACUUCAGUCACUAAAAAAAAAAAAAAAUCAAAAACGAUUUUAGAAUCUGUCUUGACAGAAAGUGUUUAAUAUUUAAUCCAGUGGCGAUAUUCUGAAUUACUAUUGCACUAACGAGAAAGAUUCUUCUUAAACUGAAUCAUGAAAUGAAUAAAACUUCCAUCUAAAUUUAAUUAACCCUUCAUUUCAGUCUAAUUAAUAUUUCAUCCAGGCUUGGAGAUUUAAUCUCUUAAUGAAUUGUUUGUUUAUUGUUCAAGGUGGACAUUAGUUUAUUCCAUCUUGUAAAAGAUACUAAGACCAAAUAGUUCCCUACAAUUGGCUGCUGUCUUACUACAUGUUACCAUGUGGUAGGAACAUACCAGAUGCAACAUGGGGAGGUUAUUGUUAUCAAUAUAUUCACUCAACAUUCAUCAUGAAUUAAUCUCAUUGUUGGUCAUUGCUUGUCUUCUGCUCCACAUGAUUGAUAAAACUGUUUCACGUACGACACAGCAUCUUACAUCUCUUGACCAAUGGCUAGCUGGCAUUGUAGUAACUUUGGUCAUCAUUCAGGAAUUUACCGUUUUACACAGUGCUAUAACUUUUAAUGAACCAAAUAAAAUAUAACUGAAAGAGAAGACCCAAACCACAGAAACUUAACCUAACCUAUAUUCCUAGAGAAGGUUAAUAUUU